This is a messenger RNA of Knipowitschia caucasica, 210 nucleotides long. The record is from the annotation of a GenBank genome assembly. Lineage: Eukaryota; Metazoa; Chordata; Actinopteri; Gobiiformes; Gobiidae.
AUGAUAAGAAGGAUGCAGUACCGGUGUGUCAUCUACUGCAUUCUCCUCUCCUCUGUCCUCAUCCAGUAUAUUCUGGACUGGAUCUGCCAUGCUUUGUUGGAGCAGGACGAGGACUCUCUUCACUACGCUGCUCUGAACGUGCAGUCUUCCUCCAGACGACAGAGAGUCACGGCUCAGACAGACUGUGUUUACUCCAGAGUUCACCUGUAG